Daktulosphaira vitifoliae (grape phylloxera) is the source of this 2461-nucleotide messenger RNA. RefSeq lists its product as uncharacterized. The transcript has 10 exons. The coding region runs from base 460 to 1878 and encodes 472 amino acids. Lineage: Eukaryota; Metazoa; Arthropoda; Insecta; Hemiptera; Phylloxeridae. The record is from RefSeq and is a predicted model, not a curated record.
UCAUUUCAAAAUAUAUUUCUCUUUACGAUUUGUCGUGACGGCAACCCGACGCGUGCCGUCCUUGUGCGCUGUUAGUACGUGGAAGAGUGUUCCAAGUGUUGUUUUGUUCAUUCAUUCAAUCCAAUGGCGCAUAUAUUCGGUGGUGACGACGACGACGGGAAUUAAUUUUAAUUGAAAUUCGUCCGUUCUUAAUAAUUAAAAAAAAUACGUUAAUUUUGCCACUUAACAACUGUACCAUACACCUAUUAAAUAUGAAUAUAUUUUUUCGGAAACACUCUUGAUAAUAGGUCUCCGUGCGGUACUAUCGCCACUCGGACGGCCCCCAAAGUUAAUUUUUCGUCUUGUAUUUUCUUCUCUUCUAGUUUUAAAUGUUAAAUAUUUUUAAUUUGUAAAGAUUUAUUUUGUAUAAAUGUGUAUAAAAUUAUUCGUCGCGUUUUAACUGUUACGGAAAUAUUUACUAUGGGUAACCAUAAUAGUUUUAAUUUAAACCACAAAGAUCAUCUACAUAAUGCAAGGAUUAACUCACUUCAUAAAGAUCCAACUCUCAGUAUGUUACCAAUGGAAAAACUUGGAAAGUUACUUGUACAAAAAAGUCUUGAAGAAGAUGCAAUAAAUGGAAUUGGCUGUGGUGUUUUUAAGCGUUAUUUAUUUCCUCAAUAUCCAGAGAUGGCCCGAAAAUUGUUUGCAUUUUUAGUGACUUCUUCUGGAGGUCCUGCUUCAUCGCAUGUAAUUAGUUAUACUAAUUUCAAAACUCAAACUGAACGUUUACUAAGUGUAUUGGCUGAUGACCGCCAAGUAUUAAUGUAUGUUAUGAUGUACGCUGAUGGAAAAGAGGAGAUUCGUCAAGAUCAGUUUCAGGAUUUAUUGUUAGCUGUAUACAAAUUGGCGAUGGAUCACUAUCCGGAAGGACCCCAAUCGUGUCGAUAUAUAUUCAAAACUGUGCAAGCUAUUGUAGACUCAGCUUUCCAUAAAAAAAUUACGCUCAAAGUAGGUUAUUUAACCAAUUGGAUCCUUCAACAUUGUCCACGGUUGAUUGUGUUGCUUCAUCGGUAUAUUGUGCACAUCCUAUCCACUGGCUAUCGGUCUGUGAUUGAAAAGUGUCCAUAUUCCAAACCAAAUGAUCUCGAGUUGACAACUCCGGUUUUGGAAAAAGAAAAUGUUUUCAAAGCUGAGAAAAAUCCACUAUUGCCUUUAUCUCAAGUAUGGAUAUUGUCAACUACCUUACCAGCGUUGUACACCCAACCUAUUUUGCAUUCCAAACCAACGCCAAAUUGCUUUAAUACACAAAAUUUCCUAUCAAAAUUCUUGGACUUUUCGUGUCCAUCACAUUGGACACUUUUGUACAACAGCAAUCAACAUGGUAUCGGAAGUAAUAGAUUUCUACAUCACGUGUUAAGUUACCGAGGACCAACAUUGACGUUCCUGCGUGGCGAUGAAGGUGUCCUUUUUUGUGUUGGUGCUACUACUGAAUGGCGAGAAUCGCAUCAAUAUUGGGGCGGAGAAGACUCUAUCAUAUUACAACUACUUCCUCAAUAUAAAGUGAUAAAUCGUGGCCCUAAAUCUAUGUACUUGAAUACGUCAAUACGUGGAUAUCCUAAAGGUAUUAGAGCCGGUAAUGAUCCCAGAAAACCAGCUAUACAAGUUGACGAGUCUUUUCAGUAUGUAACUCAUUACGAAGUACCUUAUAAACUAGAAAGCAUUGAAGUAUGGGGUUGUGGUACUGCAAAAAAUCGUGAAAUGCAAAUUGAUAUUAAAACGUGGCAGAUUAAGGAAGUAGAGAAAAAUCGAACUCUAAAAAUGACAUCUAAAGAAUGGCUUGAUCAUCCUGACCGGUACUUACUAGAAUUGGCUGGAAGACAAUCAUACUCUACUACAUAAAAUUAUCACCAAACUAAUGUACAAAAAUCUUCUCAGUCCUAUAAGCCAAUGUUACUUUUAAAGUGUGAAUGUGUGUACAUAAUUGGUAUUUAUUAAUUUAUGAAACUCCAUAAUUUCCCGACGUACUUACAGCUACAAGAGUAUUAUUUUAUCAGUAUUAACUCAGUAUCAAAUAAAAUAUUUUGUUCUAUUUUAUUCAAAAUUUUGACUAUAAUUUUCAAAUUAAUUAAAAUAUUUAAUUUAAAUAUAAUCCAAAAAUAAAUAAAUAAAAGAUUGGACUCGAAAUUUUAUCAAAAUUUAAUUAUUUUUAAUUUUUAAAUAAAAUUAUUAAAAUCUAAUAGACUGUUUCAAUUUUCUAAAACAGGAAUAAUAUUCUUGUGUCAAGUGAUAAGCCUGUGAUACAUCCUAAAGCUCAUUUAAUAAUUAUGUUAGCAAUUUUUUUAUUAUAUUAUCGACGAAUUUAAAAGCGAGUCUGAGGGAUUUUAAAUCUCAAUUUUCUUGAAACAUCAUUUUAAAAAUAAAUUUUGUAAUGUUUAUGUGAAUUAUUAUUUUUUGUGUGCUUGUGUGUUUAAAAAAACUAAGC